UUUCAGUUUAUACUAGAAUCAUGCAGGUGGAGUCGAGCUUUUCAGAGGUAUAAGCGGAGCAAGUUUGGCUAAGAAUCCAGUUGCCAAGGUUCUGCUUGGCCCAAGAUUGGCAUUCAUGGCAAGAAGAAGAUGGUGGAGUCGGCCAUUAUAGUUUUUGGAAAUUUUUUAAAAGACCUAAAGAUCAAAGUCUGGGUCUUGAGGCGCACAGAAAUUUCGCACGAGUAACCGAACGAGAAGAGCUGGUAAAACACGCAAAGAGGAGGAAAGGAGAUCUGCCAGCUAUGGAGAUUCAUCUGGCUUCAUUUCCAUUAUAAAUUGGCAACCUCCUCCACCAAUUCCAAAGGGCGGUAGGAGGAAGACAGAGAGAGGGAGAUGGAGGAGGCAACCUCAUCUGACCUAACAUGCGGCAAUCUUCCUCGCCACCUAUCAUCCUUCGUCAAUGCUUUCGUCGACUUCUCCGUGAGCGGCCUCUUCUUUCCAAACACUAAACCUAACAACCCUUCUGCUCCAACCCCUGCGAUCUCCACGCGCUUCCCCGCACCUUCCCGCCUUGUCGCGAUCGGCGAUCUACACGGCGACCAUUCUAAAUCGCUCCAAGCUCUGGCCCUCGCCGGCCUCACUGACCCAUUUUCCCUCCGCUGGACCGGCGGUGCCACCGUCGCCGUCCAGGUCGGCGACGUCCUCGACCGCGGUGGCGAUGAGAUCCGCCUCCUCUACCUUCUCCACAGGCUCAAAUUCGAAGCGUCCCGCGCCGGUGGCGAGCUUCUCACCAUCUUGGGCAACCACGAGAUCAUGAAUAUAGAAGGCGAUUUCCGCUACGUCACCCCCGAGGGCCUCGACGAGUUCAAGCAAUGGGGACGAUGGUUCCGUGUCGGUCUUUCCAUGAAACACCUCUGCUCGGGUCUCGAAAAGCCUAGCGAUCCCUUCAAAGGAAUCCCCACCUCAUUCCCCGGCGUUAAAAGGGAGUUCUGGGAGGGGUUUCGAGCAAGAAUCGCCGCCCUUCGACCCGACGGCAUCCUCUCCCGACGCUUCCUAUCCGGCAAUCAGACCGUCGUGGUGGUCGGAGAUUCAAUUUUCGUCCAUGGAGGACUUUUGCAGCGGCAUGUUGAGUAUGGUUUGGAAAGGAUCAACGAAGAGGCUAGGGAUUGGAUUAAUGGCUUGAAAGGAAGACGCUCUCCUACAUACAUGAGAGGAAGGGAUAGUGUGGUCUGGUUGAGGAGAUUCUCUGAGGGUUUUAACUGUGAUUGCCAGCAUCUUGAAGGCAUUCUUGCCAUGAUCCCAGGAGUGAGGAGGAUGGUAAUGGGUCAUACAAUACAGGAACAAGGAAUCAAUGCUGUUUGUGAGAACAGAGCCAUUAGAAUAGACGUUGGGUUAUCCAAAGGAUGUUCAAAUGGAUUGCCUGAGGUGCUUGAGAUCAAUGGUGGCUUGGACUUGAGAGUCAUAACUGCAAACACAUUGUAUGAUCACAGACGGGUGAUGAGGGAGGAAGAAAAGGAUGGGCUUGCUCUGCUUGUCAGUGAGAAUAGACUGAAGGAAGUAGAAGCUGCAGCUUAGGCAACAAUGCUGGGCGGAGUAGUCAUCUGGCUGCAGUACUGAACUCAAGGGGUAACAAAACGUUGUUAUUUUCUUUACAAUUUCUGUGACUUCUGUAGAUAGGAGAUUUAAGCUUGUUUUGGGACGAUUUUUUACUGUUUUCUGAAGCAGAUUUUUAAUACAAAAAUUUAAACUUUUAUA
Messenger RNA from Dendrobium catenatum, 1734 nucleotides. RefSeq names its product shewanella-like protein phosphatase 2. Gene Ontology annotation, molecular function: hydrolase activity. The coding region runs from base 373 to 1554 and encodes 393 amino acids. The transcript has a single exon. NCBI's taxonomy places the organism in Eukaryota, Viridiplantae, Streptophyta, Magnoliopsida, Asparagales, Orchidaceae. The record is from RefSeq and is a predicted model, not a curated record.